AUUCACACCCACUCUCUCUCUCUCUCUCUCUCUCUUCUUUCUCUCUCUUCACUUUCUCUCUCUGUGUGUAUUCAUUCUUCUGUCACCUCAUGCUGCUCUCUAUAUCAUUUAUUACCCAUGGAAAAAAAGUACAAUGCUAAUUAGUAUAUAAUAAAGGGGAAGAAUCAAGAAUGUUGAGCUGAUCACUAGUCUCUACACUUAUUAGUUUCUUCAAAAUUCUCUGUUAUUUUGGUUACUGAAAAAUAAAAAAUGGGGAGGAAUUGGGUGAUUCUUCUUGUGAUUCUUGUUGUGUUUCUUGCUGGGUGUUCAUCAGUUUCUGCAUCACCUGCUGCCAGAAUUGUUAGUGGGGUGGUGACAAAGGUAGUCUCCACCAUUUUCAAGCGGCUGUGGUCACUCAAAUCAGCUACCAAAACUGCAAUUCCGAGCCGUUCGAUGAUGAAAUUCGAAGGUGGGUACACAGUGGAAACGGUGUUCGACGGAAGUAAGCUCGGAAUCGAGCCGCACGCGGUGGAGAUCUCCGCCGCCGGCGAGGUUUUCGUUCUGGACUCCGAGAACAGCAACAUUUACCAGAUCUCUACUCCUUUGUCUCGACAUAGUAGACCAAAGUUGCUAGCUGGAUCGGCCGAAGGGUACAUUGGUCAUGUAGAUGGGAGAAUCGUAACGAUUGCGGGUGGCAACGUAGGGAGAGGAGGAGGACAUGUAGACGGUCCGAGCGCAAAUGCGAAAUUUUCCGAUGAUAUUGAUAUGGUGUAUGUAGGAAGUAGUUGUACGAUACUUGUUAUAGACAGAGGGAAUCAAGCGAUUCGAGAGAUACAAUUACACGAAGAUGAUUGUUCCCACCACGAAGAUGACAAUCUUCAUUUAGGGAUAGCGGUGCUUGCUGCAGCUUGUUUCUUCGGUUAUAUGCUCGCUUUGUUGCAACGUAGAAUCGCUUCGAUCAUUUCACACGACACUGAACCAACGCCGCCUUACGUAAAGGCAAUGCCACCUGCACCAUACAAGAGACCGCAUUCCAAAUCCGUUUUACCUCCACUAAUCCCCGACGACAGCGAAUACGACAAACAAGAAGAGGGCUUGCUCAGUUCAUUAGGAAGGCACACAACCGAGUUUUUCACCGGAAUAUUCUCUGGUUUCAAAAGAAAACCCACCGGCCACAAUCACACGCAGCAGCACCACCAUUACUCCCCUAGGCACGCGAGUUCCAAUCAUUGGCCCGUCCAAGAAAGCUUCGUCAUACCACACGAAGACGAACCCCCUCCAGCAGAAACGAGAGAUCAGCCAAUGUCGUCAAGAAAAGGGUACGCUAUUACGACCAAGGACAUGCACAAGGCUGCUAGGCAAUUCAACCAGAACCGCCCGUCGCCGUACUAUAGUGGUGGUGGUGGUGGUGCGUGGGAGGGGAAUUAUCAGCCGCAGCUGCACCAUCAGAAGCACCACCCUCCGGGCCCACAAACGCACUACGAGCGUCAGAAUGUCGAAACGGAGGAAAUUGUGUUUGGGGCGGUGCAAGAGCAGCAGCAUAGGGAGGAGGUGGUGGUCAAGGCCGUUGACUAUGGUGAUCAAAUGUAUAACAAUCAUAAUUUAAGGUCAAGAUCAUAUAACUAUAUGAGUUAUUCAUAUGGUAGCUCUAUAGCCAAUACUAUAGGACCACAACCAGAUCUUAAUUCCUUGUUAAAUACGGUUUUUGCUGCGGGAAGAAUUAACCGCGUUGAUUCUUCUCCCCCUGAUUCGAUGGCGCAACAAUCCACCGCGGAUUUCACAUCUAAAGACGAAGAUUCCGGCGACGAAUCCGCCGCCUUCUUCAACCGUGGGUGCUGCUGCUGCUUUUUCAGCAUCCCCUGUUUUAAAUCCGAUAAUUGGGAGCGAAUCUCGACUUCCGGCAGAGAACAACAGGACGGAAUUGAUCGGAGUUGGUGGGAUAAAGGUGUGGACGCCUUGAAAAAGGUGAGGGAAUGGUCGGAGCUUGUCGCCGGACCGAAAUGGAAGACGUUCAUCCGCCGGUUCAACAAAACCUCCGGCAAGUCCAAGCCGGGGAAAUUCCAGUACGAUCCCCUGAGCUAUUCGCUCAAUUUCGACGACGGACGGGGGCAAAACGGUCAGUACGAAGACGACGCCGUUUAUCGAGACUUCUCAUCGCGGUAUGCGGCGAUCCCCGCGCACAGCGGCCAAUUGAAGGAAUCCACCUCGUGCACGUGACAGUCACGUGAGAGGAAGAUUUAUUUAUUUGACGGUGGUCGGUGGAUUUAUUUAUUUAAUUUCAGUUUUCACACAUUUUUAUAUUACUAAUAUAUUGUUAAUUAAUUAGUUAAAUCUCUUUAUAAAUUCGUUUAGUGGAAACUGGCAACUGUUAAUGAUUGAUUAUUAUUCAUUAUACAUACUUUAGCUAGGAUGUCUACUUACUUGGUUUACAGUUUUACUGUAAUUGUUUCUUCAAGGCAACAAUGAAAAUAUAAUUUUAUUCUUUUUUUA
Erythranthe guttata (spotted monkey flower) is the source of this 2469-nucleotide messenger RNA. The record is from RefSeq and is a predicted model, not a curated record. Lineage: Eukaryota; Viridiplantae; Streptophyta; Magnoliopsida; Lamiales; Phrymaceae.